This is a messenger RNA of Branchiostoma floridae (Florida lancelet), 1352 nucleotides long. RefSeq names its product zinc finger protein 726-like. The coding region runs from base 231 to 1127 and encodes 298 amino acids. Gene Ontology annotation, cellular component: nucleus. The transcript is spliced from 2 exons. NCBI's taxonomy places the organism in Eukaryota, Metazoa, Chordata, Leptocardii, Amphioxiformes, Branchiostomatidae. Gene Ontology annotation, biological process: regulation of transcription by RNA polymerase II. Gene Ontology annotation, molecular function: RNA polymerase II transcription regulatory region sequence-specific DNA binding; DNA-binding transcription factor activity, RNA polymerase II-specific. The record is from RefSeq and is a predicted model, not a curated record.
GGGUUUGACCCUUCACCUUUGACAUCAGCCAUUUUGAUAUUUCUGCUGAUGUGCCCUGUCAGGCUCGUGCUCUCCAGUUUAGUACUACAGUGUAGUAUUUUGCCCGUUAUUUCUCGUUCAGGAUUAGUUAAAGGGCCAUAUUUAGGCCCACCGGACCUAGUAGUGACUGGAAAAGAAUCACAUCGUCCUUUCGGAGGGUGACCAGCGUGGCUACUGCACAAGUAAAUAAAAUGGCCAGCAAAGGGGACAUGGACAGACACAUGGCUAAACACACGGGUGGAAUGCCUUACAGGUGUGGGGAGUGUGAAUGCACCACAGAUAGCCAGUCAAACCUGACCAAGGACAAUAAGAUGGUACAUACCAGUGAGAUGCCAUACAAGUGUGAUCAAUGUCACUUCUACAUGUGUGGGAAGUGUGAAUACAAGACACAUUGGCAGCCAAGCCUGACAAGACACAUUAAGAUGGUACAUACCAGAGGGAAGCCGUACAAAUGUGACCAGUGUGACUUCUGCACAGCUAAGAAAGGGGACCUGGACACACACAUAGCUGAACACUCUGGUGAGAAACCCUACUUGUGUGAGAAGUGUGGGUACAGGACAGCCGACAAGAUUCAGCUAUCUCGUCAUAUGAGGAUGCAUCUCCAUACAGAACAAAAGCACCAGUGUGACCAGUGUGCCUUCAGCACGCUUUUGAAAUCGAGUUUGGACAACCACAAGUUAAAACAUGUAAGUGAAAAGCCUUACAUGUGUGGGGAGUGUGGGUACAGGACAGAUCACUUCUAUGUUCUGUCUACGCAUAUGAAGAUACACACAACACAGCAGUCGUUUAAGUGUGGCCAGUGUGCCUAUUGCACAUCUAGAAAAUCAGCUCUCAUUCAACAUAUGGCUAUGCACACUGAUGAGAAACCCUACAUGUGUGGUGAGUGUGGGUUCAGGACAAGAUUAAAGUCCGCCCUGUCAUUGCAUAUGAAGAAACAUACAGAAGAGAAGUCCCACAAGUGUGACCAGUGUGACUACCGCACAGUUAGAAAAGGGAAUUUGGACAAACACAUGGCUAAACACACUGUGGAGAAACCGUACAAGUGUGACCAGUGUGACUUCAGCGCAGCAAAGCAAGGACAGUUGUAGAAACACAUUGGUAAACACAAGCACACGGCUCAGAUGAUAAACCUUUCAUGUGUGGUUUGUGUGGAUUCAGGACUGGUGACAAGUCUAGUCUGUCAAGCCAUUUAAAGAAGCACAGAGAAGCUUUGUGAUAACAGCUUGGAUAAGAAAGUACAUCUGGAACUACACACAGCUUAAAAAGCAGACGUGAGUACCCACAUGUCCAAACACUCUGGUGAGAGGCCCUAG